Messenger RNA from Procambarus clarkii (red swamp crayfish), 6111 nucleotides. RefSeq names its product pyruvate dehydrogenase (acetyl-transferring) kinase, mitochondrial. The record is from RefSeq and is a predicted model, not a curated record. Gene Ontology annotation, biological process: regulation of glucose metabolic process; protein phosphorylation. Gene Ontology annotation, molecular function: pyruvate dehydrogenase (acetyl-transferring) kinase activity. Gene Ontology annotation, cellular component: mitochondrion. NCBI's taxonomy places the organism in Eukaryota, Metazoa, Arthropoda, Malacostraca, Decapoda, Cambaridae.
UAAGAGUUCCUCAGACAUCCGUAGCAGCAGAGAGUGGUCGGAUGUUUCGUUGGUGGUCCCAGUUAAUUCUCUUCUUGUGUAAGCAUCGCAAGCAUCCCAGCUCCGCGUAUCCACCAUGAGAAUCUAUAGGAUAUUAUUCCGCCAAGCCCGAGCUCUCAUGGAAGAGAGACUCGACUAUUACUCACAAUUUAACCCAUCUCCGUUGUCCAUGCAGCAGUUCACUGAUUUUGGUGAAAAUGCUACCAACAGUGAUUCAUUCUUGUUCCUACGCAAGGAGUUGCCAGUGCGACUUGCAAACAUAAUGAAGGAAUUCCAUUUGUUGCCGGAGAAGCUCCUUCACAUGCCAUCUGUGUGUAUCGUGCGAGACCUUUAUCGUAUGAGUUUUAUGGACCUUCUUGAGUUUGAGAAUGGCAGUUGCUCCAACUCUUCUAUUCUUGACAGGUUCACCGACACAUUAUUAAAAAUUCGUAAUCGCCACACUGAUGUGGUAAUGACAAUGGCUCAGGGAGUGUUAGAGCUGAAGGAUGCUCACUCUAUUAAUGCCAACACAGAGGCCAACAUCCAGUAUUUCCUCGACAGAUUUUACAUGAAUCGCAUCUCCAUCAGGAUGCUUAUCAACCAGCACACCAUACUCUUUGGUGAAGGUGUCAAUGCUCAGAAUCAUAUAGGAUGUAUAGAUCCUCACUGUGAUGUUGUUCGUGUGAUAGAAGAUGCAUAUGCCAAUGCCCGCUUUCUUUGUGACCAGUAUUAUCUUGCAUCCCCAGAACUUGUACUAAGAUAUCAUAAUGAAAAGGACAAGGCGACAAAAACUAUAAAAGAAGCUGGAGCUCCAGCUGAAAAAACGCCUGCUACAGUUGUGUACGUUCCAUCUCAUCUUUAUCACAUGCUUUUCGAACUCUUCAAGAAUAGUUUACGAGCCGUUGUUGAGCAUUAUGGGACAAGUACUGAUGAGUUCCCUCCUCUAGAUGUGCUUCUAGUCAUGGGUCAUGAGGAUCUUACUAUUAAGUUAAGUGACCAGGGUGGUGGCAUUCCCCGAAGCCAGAUGGACUUGCUCUUCAACUACAUGUACUCCACUGCACCACAGCCAGCUGCUUCUGGGCUGGAUACACCUCCCUUGGCUGGUUAUGGCUAUGGUCUUCCACUCUCAAGAUUAUACGCUCGCUACUUCCAUGGGGACCUGAUGCUAACAUCCUGUGAAGGUUAUGGAACUGAUGCCAUAAUCUUCUUGAAGGCCCUCUCAAGUGAAGCCAAUGAACUUCUUCCAGUGUACAACAAGACUUGUCAGAGGCAAUAUUCAACACCUGUCCAGACACAUGAUUGGUCUUCACAGUCUCAUUCAGCAAUGUUCAUUCGGCCAUUUUGCACUAAUUCCCGAAAUAAACAUAAUCAGGGAAAGAGUAGUUCUUUGCAAAGAUAGAAAUUGCAAUACUAAAUGACACACCUUGUAUCAGAGGGAAGAAGGAAUCUGUUUUAUGAAGUUGUGCAAAGUUUAAGUCCUAUACUGUGUAUCACUUGUUAAAGUGAUAUACAUUAACAUGCAUUAACUUGGCACAAUGCAAGUGUUAACAUGUCAAACACUUGCACACUUUCUCCUUUGGUGUGUGUGUUUGUAAACAAUGCAAUAUACUUUACAAACAAUAGGUUUGAUGAUACAGAUCUACUAUUUCAUACCCAUCAUAUUUCAAAUAUAUUUAAAUACUAGCUUUAAUGAUAUGCAUAACUCUCCAUAGAAAUUUCACCUUACCUAAGGGAUUGUCUUCCAAGUUCAGAGAAAAAUAUGGUGCAGAAAAGAUUAUUACAUAUUUGAUACAUGCAGGGUAUUAGUGUUUUCAGUUAAAUGCAUAAAUUCUUGUCAUGCUUUAGGUGCAUCAGAAAAUUUGGUCUAAAUCAAAUAUGUAAAUUGUAUUGUGCUGCAUUAGUCUUAUUUCACUGCCCUAUUAAAAUGCAAGCAGAUGUUUGAUCGUUAAACGAAUUGGACGUAGUAGUAAUGCUUUAAGCGUUUAGUGCUGUGUGAUACCGUAACUGUGAAGUGCAGUCUACAAAGAAGUCUGCCCCAUGUUUUGAAUAUUGAACCGUUUGGUAGAUUUUUUUUUUUUUUUUUUAGUAUAUUGAAUAUACAAUUUAAAAUUUUAAUAUUCAGAAUUAUGUCAUUUGUGAUAACUGAAUGUGCAGACUUCUUGACAAGUUGCUAUUUUUUGCAUUGGUAAUUGUGCAUCGUGCAGAUUAUCACUACUAGCAAGUAGUAUGGAUUGUAAUGUAGUCUGUAUCAUUGCUCUGGAUAGUCAUAUAAUUAAGUAUUGUAAUUAUAGGUUCUGUUUCAUUGAUGGACACUUGAUUAUUUUUUUAUUUUUAUUGUGUGAGUAACUUAUUCUGCAGUAUUAUGUGCAGUACUGCCAUGAUAUGUUGCCUAACAUGUGAUACCUGUCCUUAAAUAGUCAGCUAUAAACAUUAUAUUUUGCUCUGUGAAAAAUGUUGCUAAAGUGUGCAUUCCAUUUAGUCAUUGCAUUUAUUGCAUGAGGUUAUCAUUUUAUAAUUAAAGUUUUGGAUAUUUCUGAUGUACUGUACUUACGGCCACUGCAUGAAUAUAAUAUUACUGUAAUUCAUUCCUCAAAUUAUCUGAUAAAACUUUUGCAUCACUGUAAAUGAUGUUGAGAAGUCAUUUAAAUUCUAUUACAGAUUCAGCUUUGAUUUAAAUAGUGACCUGGUGAAGUAAAUGCAUUCUCCAGAAAUGGCUUGCACAUUCUGCAUGUAAAAAAAUGGAAAUUGUGUUUAAAUUGGGAAAUGUGCAUGUUUUCUCAUUGUCUUCUCAAAUCCAGAUUUGUAGUCGUGGACGUUUUAUAUGUCACCUUAUAGCUUUCUGCUAUAGUGUGACGUGUGAAUAAUGUUUUUAUAAAAUACAAUAUAUGUAUGCUAUAUUUAGGAUCUAAAGUUAAAUGUAAUGCAGGUGUUAUUUAGCCUGGUUAUAAUUUUUGAACGUUCCUCGAGUAAUUUUGUGUAUAGAAGAAAUUUAUUUUUUAUUGAAGCUAUAGUUUGGAUCAUGUUUAUGUAUGUAAUUUGUAACCAUGUUAUGCACGUCUUUGCCAACCUAAGAACUGUGCUGCAAGCACCACUCUACUCAUGUUAACGCGUGAAUACAGGGUACAGAGUUGCAAAAUACUGCGUGUGUGUGUAUACAAAAUGCAGGGUGUCAAGGCAGGUUGUUUACUAUUUAUAUAUUUGCAAAUUUAUUGCAAUAACACUCCACUAAAGCCUUAAAAUGCGACAUGUUUAGAAUAUAAAAUAUUAAAUGAGCCAUGCUGUCUUUGUUUAUUUUUCCACCUUGCUCAAAAAACAACUAAAUGUACAGUACAGUUCUGCAGAGCUCUGAUAAUUUAAGAAUGUGCUGUGUAGUAUCAAUUUCUAUAGUUUUUAUUUGAAUCAUUGUAAUAUUAAAAACAAAAAUCUACCUCUGAAUUUUGAUUUAAGCAUUUCAAAAUUAAACUGAAAGUGAUGAUAUUUUAUAGAUUCAAUAUGACACAUGCAGUAUUGUAACAAAGUUUCAUAUGGUUUGUCUAAAUAUGAUAGUGUAUUAUUUUAAAUGUGUAGACAAAAAAAGGUGCAACACUUGUGAUGUAUUCAGCCAAAUUAGAUCACAUAAUUAUGAGGCAGCAGGCCUCAAUUAUGUUGUUUACAUUAAUAUAAAAGCAUAAUUACUUAAAGUGGAAAUGAGCACAUUAUAUAUAUAAAUUAGAGAAUGAGAAAGAUGUGAAAAUAUUUGUAAAUAUUUUGAUGCAUCAUUUAGAAGUCGUUUUAUUUAUUAUUAAACAGUCCUCUAACUGCCUCUUGAUGUCUGUUUUUAGACUUGACAGAAUUUAAAGUAAACUAAGGUUCUCCAAUGGAUUACCGAUCAUACGUGGUAAUAUAUACCAUAAUCAUUGAUAAAGAAAUUUCAAAGAUAUUAAAAAUCCAAACUGUUUGAUCCCUUUAACUAGUAACCAGAAAGCCAUGGUGCUUAAGACCCAACCCUUUCCAGAAUGUUAUAAAUGUGCAUGGUGAAGGAUGAAGAUUUUGCAUGAUGAAGAUAUGAAGAAACAGUUUCAUAUUUUGGUGCUGUAAUACUUGAACUGUGUUCAUCACUUUAUAUGUUCUUACUAAUCUGUAUUCUCAUAAGAAUAUUUGAUGAUGCUAAAUGGAAUCUAACACCUGUACUUUUUUUGUAUUUCAGUGCUCAAUUAUAUUUAAGAAUACCAUUUUCAUAUUGACUGCACAAUAUGUGGCCUAGUAUGAAAUAAAGAAAGCAAGCAAGCCUAUAAGAAAGAUCUUGGUCACAUCUAGAAUUGGGAAUGUAAUUUGCUAAUUGUAUUUUAUGUUAAGGUAAUUUUAUUUAAAAUACUGAAUUUUGCAUUUAACGCAAAGAUGCAAAAUCCAUUACAGUUGUUUCCUAUACGUAUUGUGAAGCUUGAAAAUAGUGUCUGCUAGGGGAUAAGAAACGAAAGAAAGUUGCAUAUUCUUAGUUUUACGGAACUCUGUUGAUAAAGUUAAUAUUUGGCAACUACUGACUGGAAACAAGACUAAAUUUUUUGUAUAUAUGGUCCAGGUAUAAGAGAAUCUCUUGUAUGGUGGAAAACAUUUAUUUAUAUUCCAAGUAUACAAAUUAACAUACAGGGGGAUCCCCGACUUACAAACCUCCAGUCUUACAAAUGGCCUGGAAAUACCCAUUUUAACCUUGUCAUAUACAAACCAGUUCUGUAAUUUACAAACACUUACAAUGCCAUAUUUUGGUUAUUGUGGAAAUGUACCUUAAUAAUGUCUGAUAAGAUAAAAAGCAUUGGUUGUUCACCAGUGCCGUUUUUCAUUACCACCUUUUAUUGCCUAUUUCUACAGUAAUUGUGGGAUACCUGAUUUGGAGCUAUGAUGCAUCCCGUUUGUAAGUUAGGGAUUGCCUACACUGUACUUGCUUAUUCGUAAGGGUAUUAAUUAAAUAUAAGAGUACAAAAUUAUGAUGUUUGAAAUGCACUUGGUGUAUAGAUUUUGUGUAAAAAUAGUAACAGUAAAAAACUUGGACUGCAUGAUAAUAGGAGAUAAGGCUGUUAGCAGACUGUAAUAUGCUGUCGGAUGACUGCUAUAUCCAUCGGUGUUAAAAAUCACUGCCUUGAUAUCCAGAUAAAAUAUUUACCUCUGGGUUAUUUAAAGCGCAAGUGUUAUCUCUUCAAAUUUAAACAGCUGAAUUUUAGUGAAAACAUAAUACAGGAUUAAAAUGUUUUAGUUGAAGAAAAAAGUAAAGCCCCUUUAUAUGUUGAACAAUAAUUUAUUUGUACAAAACUUACCGUGCAUGCUAUAUCAGUUCACCCAAGAUAAAUUGUUAACAGUACAGUAUAAUUACUGAAAAAGUAGGACCUGUACCUGUGUAUCGUACAGUAACAUUUGUUCACGUAAAUGUAUGUCUACUACAGUGUGGAAGGGCGAGCACAUGAAACCAUUUGUAUACACAAAAGUUGACCCAUAUUAAUGUAUGGAUAUACUGUACUGUAUAAGAUUGUAAUGUUGGACAUGUGUGUAAAUCCAUUGUAGACAUUUACCAGUGUAAAAGUACACUUUUUAUAAAUUGCCAAGAACCAUACUACAAUACUUUUAAAGCAGUAGUGUCUCCAUACAGUGGAUUUUGGAUCCAUUGAGAAAGUUGUUAAAAGCGGUCAUUUACAUCUUUAGCACUUAAAUAACCACACCAUUUUACCUUAAUCAUUGCAUAUGGUCAUCAGCUAUGCAAUAUGCUAUACUUAGCCAUUUUAUAAAAGAUGAAAUCGAAGCUUUUACAAUGCUCUUUCUUCAAUUGAGAUUUCAAAAUCUUUGCGUAUGAGCUAUCUGGGUGAAAUUUAACAUGUAAGUACUUUAAUUAAUAUUUCAUGUAUAUUUGUAGCUCAGAUUUUCUAUAUACAGUACUCCUGAAAGAGGUUAUUUUUUUGUAUUUUUGUAUUCCAAGAAUAUAAAUCGGGUUUGCUUUGGAUUUCUAAAAAAAAAAUUAUGGAAAGAGGCAUGUUAUUUUUAACUUUUGCAGAAAUUAUGUAAAUGUAUGUAAAACAUAUUAAAUACCACACAUAAAACUCCUGUUGCAAAUACAUACUCAAUGAUCCA